This is a messenger RNA of Daldinia caldariorum, 2070 nucleotides long. Its product is annotated as restriction endonuclease type II-like protein. Gene Ontology annotation, molecular function: single-stranded DNA binding; damaged DNA binding. Bases 293 to 1564 code for a protein of 423 amino acids. The transcript has a single exon. NCBI's taxonomy places the organism in Eukaryota, Fungi, Ascomycota, Sordariomycetes, Xylariales, Hypoxylaceae. Gene Ontology annotation, cellular component: nucleus; ERCC4-ERCC1 complex; nucleotide-excision repair factor 1 complex. Gene Ontology annotation, biological process: mitotic recombination; UV-damage excision repair; nucleotide-excision repair. The record is from RefSeq and is a predicted model, not a curated record.
UUAGGUACAUAGAAGGUUAGGUACGUGAAUGUGGCUUCCAAGGUUCCAGUUCCCCCCAGAUUUAAGGUACACAUAGCCAGGUACCUAGUACCUAGACACCUUACUAGACAGAGCCUAGAGGUAGAUAGUUUAGCGCUAAGUCAUAUUUAGUCUAGCAGUAGCUGCCAGCUGCCUGCAUCCAUCAAUCUGCGUCAUUCGUCAUUCGUCAUUCGAUCGCUAGCGUACUCAAGACAAAAUGAUUCCCUUUUAAAUACUUCAGGUACCGAUUAUUGAAGUAAAAAAUAUUGUCAAAAUGGACGACGGCGACGACGACUUCGGCGCCGAUGUCGAUUUUUUAUCUGCUUUGGCCUCCUCUGCUGCUGCUGCAAGCAACUCCAGCCAAGCCGGAUCCCAGCCGACAUCUCAGCCGACAUCUCAGCCUAGAUCCCAACCUGGAUCUCUCCCUAGAUCCCAACCAACGAACCGCGUUCAGCAACCCGUUCCUCAAAGAAUCCAGCAGCCAAUACCCCAAAGAAUCCAGCAACCGACGCCUCAACGGCUAGAUAAACCACCUCCAGCUUCUAACUCUACCGCGCAGAAAGUCGUUCAACCAACACCUCAAGCUCUCCCACAGCGUUCCUCCGGUUCUUCAAUCCUUGUGUCGCCGCGCCAGAGAGGGAAUCCCGUGCUAUCAUCUCUACGUUCGGUACCAUGGGAGUAUAGCGAUAUUCCCGCCGACUAUGGGCUCGGUUUAACAACAUGUGCCCUAUUUCUAAGUCUAAAAUAUCACCGGCUUCACCCCGAGUACAUCUAUACCCGAAUCCGCAAUCUGCAGGGGAAAUACAACCUGCGCAUCCUCUUGACCAUGGUCGAUAUACCCAACCACGAGGAUUCCUUACGCGAGCUCUCGAAGACCUCGUUAAUAAACAACGUCACCAUAAUCCUUUGCUGGUCCGCUGCCGAGGCCGCGAGAUAUCUCGAAUUAUACAAGUCCUACGAGCACGCGAACUUCACCGCCAUAAAGGGACAGCAAGCUACGAGUUACGCUGAGAAGCUGGUCGAGUUCGUUACGGUACCCAGAGGGAUAAAUAAAGCUGAUGCUAUUACUCUCGUCAGCGCAUUUGGUAGCCUCAAAAACGCAAUCAAUGCCGACCCCGAGCAAGUCGCUGUCAUUGGCGGCUGGGGAGAGAAGAAGGUCAAGAAGUGGUGUAGCGCUGUGGAAGAGCCGUUCCGGGUUCAACACGCAGCUAAGAGACGCAUUGUUGACGAGGGUAGCAGCGUUGCCGACAAAGCCGUCCCCUUGAGCCGUGUGCCGCUUAGGGAUAUGCCUCGCGUAUCGGCGAGUCUGUCUCGAGACAGUGCUGCUCCGCAACAAGAACGCGCAUCACCUUCGGAGCACCAAAACCAGGAUAUUCCUCCCAUAGAUGAGUAUGACGAGGAAGCCAUGUUGGCGGCGGCCAUUGAAGAAUCCAAGAAGACGAUGGUGCAAGAGCAGCCACCUAGCUCGAGUUCGAAGCCCCGAGAGGAAGACAAACUGAGCGAGGGGAUAGCCGCGGCAUUGGCAAAGCUCAGGGACAAAGGAUAGAAGUACGAUGAUGAUACCUGCCUAGUUUGGCGGGUUGGGUCUAACACUUCGGAGCGUCCCGAGCAAAGUGCUACCUCUUGGAUGUGAGGGCUUAUUAACUUGAACGACCUAGUGGGAAACUAGGUAUGGCGUUUGUGGGCAGGUAUUACAGUAAGGAAGAGCAUGUGGUUCACGAUGCAUAUUCCCAUAUGAUCUUGAUCAGGUCAUAUAACCCCCUAGCGUAACGCAAGGCUCUUAGCGGGGGCUUGCUUGGCGGAUUUCCCCAGGAACCUUGGGUUUGAAGCGGUCUACUAAGUAUAAUCUAGCGUACAAUCUAACAAGCGGGAGUUCAGGUGGUUUGUCUAUAAAGCUGGGGAGAUCCUCGUAAAAAAGAAAUAUAUGCAUAGAUAGUGUAUUCCGUAUUUGCAGACGUGGAAUCUCUCCAAAGAAAAAUUCCUUUGGAUUAGAGGUACCUAUUCCCCAGAAAUAGGCAGGUAGCUACCUCUAUGGUAAUUCCUUAUCCGGAU